Molecule: messenger RNA, 471 nt
Organism: Brassica napus (rape)
Lineage: Eukaryota; Viridiplantae; Streptophyta; Magnoliopsida; Brassicales; Brassicaceae
Exons: 1
Coding region: 1-471 (156 amino acids)
Source: RefSeq, a predicted model, not a curated record
AUGCCCCUAAAAGUCUUGCACCGCAUAUCAACAUCGUGCAAGUUUAAGGUUUUAUUGGGUCAAGAGACGAUCAAGAUCAAACUACCUAAAACAUCGGAGAGAAGAAAGAAACAUGAGGAAGAAGAGACGGAUACAUACAAGAAGAUGAAAGAAGAGAAAAGGAAGAGAGAUUUCAUCAGACCCAGGUUGGUUUUUCGAGUUAAGAAGAUAACUUCUGUGAUUACCGGUGUCUUGGGACGCAAGAAAAAACACUUGCAGGUGAAAACAGAGGAAAGAGAGAUGAUUCUGCAGAAGAAACUACUGAAGCUGAUGAGACCAUGGUUGUUGCUAAAGCAAAGACUGAAGACGACAAGAAGAAGAUGCUUAAUCACUCUUGAGAUAUGCCACAUUGAUAGACUCAAGAAGGUUUACUAUCGUAAGAGAAGAGGGAAGGAGAGAGCGAGUGAACCAGAGUUGGAGGGAGAGAGUUGA